AUGAUCAAUGAGAUUAAGGACAGCAGCUUCGAGUCCCAGGAAUUUGCUCCAGCCACCCCCGUGUACAAACUCAUUAAAGGAGUCAUAAAGGAUGAUGACUCCAUGUUCUUUCAAUUCGGCCCGUCCAUCGAGCAGCAGGCCUCGGUCAUGCUGAACAUCAUGAAGGCUUACGACUGGUACAUCUUCUCCAUCGUCACCACAUACUACCCGGGGUACCAGGACUUUGUCACCAAGAUCCGUAGCACCAUCGAGAACAGCUUUGUGGGCUGGGAGCUGGAGGAGGUCAUACUGCUCGACAUGUCCGUGGAUGACGGAGAUUCAAAGAUCCAGAACCAGCUGAAGAAGCUCCAGAGCCCCGUCAUCCUCCUCUACUGCACAAAGGAGGAGGCCAACACCAUCUUCGAGGUGUCGCACUCUGUCGGGAUCACCGGAUACGGCUACACAUGGAUAGUGCCCUCUCUGGUAGCUGGAGACACUAUUGUAGUGCCUGCAGAGUUCCCUACAG
Messenger RNA from Notothenia coriiceps (black rockcod), 505 nucleotides. RefSeq names its product glutamate receptor ionotropic, NMDA 2B-like. The transcript has 3 exons. The record is from RefSeq and is a predicted model, not a curated record. NCBI's taxonomy places the organism in Eukaryota, Metazoa, Chordata, Actinopteri, Perciformes, Nototheniidae. The annotation marks the transcript as partial.